CGCUCGUGCCUCCACAGAACAUCUCCCGAGCGCUGCCCAAGGCUGACCGAGGCGGGGCACCAAGACAGGGACUCCCACUUGCGCACAAGGUUGAGUCUUGCCUCCUGACCUGAUCCUCCUGGAGAAGUGACCCCUGAGAGCCUGGGCACUGGUGCAGCCUCUUUCUAUGACUCCAUCUGGAUUUGGCUGGCUGUGGGAACGAGCUCUGAGGGGCUGCCCGGGUCUCGGGGUGGUGGCAGCAGCCAGCUCUCCAGCCACCAUGGCAAAUGCCAGGAACUGAGGGGACGGUCGCUGCAGCCUCACUGGAGGCCCUCAGGACGCGAUGGAGAACAAAGCCAUGUACCUGCACGCCACCGUGAGCGACCGGGACUCUGGCUCCAUCUUUGAGGAGCCCUUUGAUGGCAGGAGCCUGUCCAAGCUGAACCUGUGUGAGGACGGUCCGUGCCACAAAGGACGGGCGGGUGGCUGCUGCACCCAGCUGGGCUCCCUGUCGGCCCUGAAGCACGCAGUCCUUGGGCUCUACCUGCUGGUCUUCCUGAUUCUUGUGGGCAUCUUCAUCUUAGCAGUGUCCAGGCCCCGGAGCUCCCCGGACGACCUGAAGGCGCUGACUCGGAACGUGAACCGGCUGAACGAGAGCUUCCGGGACUUGCAGUUGCGGCUGCUGCAGGCCCCGCUGCAGGCCGAGCUGAGCGAGCAGGUGUGGAAGGCGCAGGACGCGCUGCAGAACCAGUCGGACUCGCUGCUGGCGCUGGCGGGCGCGGUGCAGCGGCUGGAGGGCGCGCUGUGGGGACUCCAGGCGCAGGCGACGCAGAGCGAGCAGGCGGUGGCUUUGCUGCGCGACCGCACGGCUCAGCAGAUAGACGCGGCGCAACUGGAGCUCUACCAGCUGCAGGUGGAGAGCAACCGCAGCCAGCUGCUGCUGCGGCGCCACGCCGGCCUGCUGGACGGGCUGGCGCGCCGGGUGGGCGCCCUGGGCGACGAGCUGGCCGACGUGGGCGGCGCCCUGCGUGGCCUCAACCUCAGCCUGUCUUACGACGUGGCCCUGCAGGGCACGUGGCUGCGGGACCUGCAGGUGCUGGUGAGCAACGCCAGCGAGGACGCGCGCCGCAUGCGCCUCGUGCACCGGAGCCUGGAGCUGCAGCUCAAGCAGGAGCUGGCCGUGCUCAACAGCGUCACCGAGGACCUGCGCCUCAAGGACUGGGAGCACUCGAUCGCGCUGCGCAACAUCUCCCUGGCCAAAGGACCACCGGGCCCCAAAGGCGAUCAGGGGGAUGAAGGGAAAGAAGGCAAGCCUGGAAUCCCUGGAUUACCUGGACUUCGAGGUCUGCCAGGGGAGAGAGGGACCCCAGGACUGCCCGGCCCCAAGGGCGACGAAGGGAAGCUGGGAGCCAUGGGACCGAUGGGCAUGCGUGGGUUCAAAGGUGACCGAGGCCCAAAAGGAGAAAAAGGAGAGAAAGGAGACAGAACAGGGGAUGCCAGUGGCAUGGAGGCCUUGAUGGUCCGGCUGGUGAACGGCUCGGGCCCACACCAGGGCCGCGUGGAGGUGUACCACGAGCGGCGCUGGGGCACCGUGUGCGACGACGGCUGGGACAGGAAGGACGGGGACGUGGUGUGCCGCAUGCUGGGCUUCCCCAGCGCCGAGGACGUGCACCGGACGGCUCAGUUCGGACAAGGCACAGGGAGGAUUUGGAUGGAUGAUGUCGCCUGCAAGGGCACGGAGGAGAGCAUCUUCCGCUGCAGCUUCUCCAAAUGGGGGGUGACAAACUGCGGACACGCUGAGGAUGCUGGAGUGACAUGCAAGAGACACUGACAGUGGGCACAGCCCAAGGUCCGGACCCAGCUGCCAAGCCUCCUUCCUGCAUUCCUGGGGUGGGGGCAUCGCUCGGGGCUCCCCUGACCAUGCCUCCCCGCCCAGCACCCCCAGACCCCCGGAUUCCCAUCCCAGGACCCAUGGUGGCCUGUCAUCCUCCUCCCCUUGGACAUCUUUUCCAAAGCACAACUCUGGGAUCUACUGCCUGUCUCUCCCUUCCAUCAGGGUUCCUGCAUGGAGCCCUGGUCAACUGGAUUGCCAUUUUGUUGAGUCUUCUAAACACCAUGUAUCAGGCCUCCGUAUCCAUGUUCUCUGUGGUCUGUGAGUUACAGAUAAAUGUUGGCCACAAAGGCAUCCGUGAAGAUGGGAGGGAGGCAUCCCAGAUCGUUUACUCUGCAGAUCAUUCCCAAACCUCAGGCCAAGAGUUUGGACCAGCCAGAGACAAUACUGAGUGAUUC
Messenger RNA from Kogia breviceps (pygmy sperm whale), 2268 nucleotides. RefSeq names its product scavenger receptor class A member 5 (gene SCARA5). NCBI's taxonomy places the organism in Eukaryota, Metazoa, Chordata, Mammalia, Artiodactyla, Physeteridae. The record is from RefSeq and is a predicted model, not a curated record. Gene Ontology annotation, biological process: iron ion transmembrane transport. Gene Ontology annotation, cellular component: terminal bouton; plasma membrane; dendrite. Gene Ontology annotation, molecular function: ferritin receptor activity.